AUGCCUGCCGUUCACAGCGGCCUGCCGUCGGCGCCGCCGCCGCUGCUGCGGUCCUGUGCCUUGCUGCUACGGUCCAACGCCUAUACCGACUUCCACCACACCGUCUUUCACGUCCACGCGCCAGACAGGAACGGCAACACGGGGCAGCCCAUGCUGUGGCAGGUGCUGGACGCGCUCACGGAGGUGGCCUUUGAGCCCGAGUUCCUGCCCUCGCGCAUCGAGAAGGAGCGCAAGGCGGUGGUGGCGGAGGCGCAGAUGAUGAACACGAUUGAGUACCGCGUGGACUGCCAGCUGCUGCAGUACCUGCACUGGGAGAACGCGCUGGGCUGCCGCUUCCCCAUCGGCAAGACGGACCAGUUGCGGUGUGUGGAGCAGUGGGAGCGGGAGGAGAUCAUGGGCUUCUGGGCGCGCCACUACUUCCCAGCCAACGCAACGGUGUAUGUGGUGGGGGACGUCGAUGUGGAGCACACCAAGGACCUCAUCCAGCAGACCUUUGGCCGCAUCCCUCCCUCCCUCAACCAGCCCAGCCCCGCCGCCGCCUCGGUCAACGCCGAGCUGCUGGCCGACGCGGCGGCGGCGGCCGCCGCCAGCGCCAACGGCAGCAGCAACGGCAACGGCGCGGCGGCGGCGCAGGCGGCCCCAGAGGCGACGGUGCUCAGCUCAGAGUCGCUUUCGGAAGGGGAGGGGGCGCCCCCGUCUGGCGGCGCCAGCGCCAGCGGCGCGCCCAACGGCGCCAUCCUGGGCACCCUGGCGCGGCAGCGGGGCAUGGUGUCUGUGGUUGGCGACAUUGAUGGCGCGGAGCUGGAGGCUUGUGUGCUCAAGUACCUGGGCACCGUGUCUGCCGAGCCAAAGGUGGCGCCUGCGGGGGGGCCCGCGCUGGGCGCGCCGCUGCAGAUCUGCCAGGGGCUGGAGCUGGCGCAGCGCCACAUGACGUGGCACCUCAAGGACUCGGACGAGCGUGCGUGCGCCUACAUCGCCGGCGCGGCGCCCAACCGCUGGGGCAACUUCACGGCCUCGCAGCAGCAGGGGCGGCGCGUGGCGGCGGGCGAGGUGGUGCCGCCGCCGCUGCUGGAGCCGGGGGCGCCCGCGGCGGAGGUGCAGCGCGCGGCAGAGAUCCGCCGUGCGCACCCACUCUACGCCAGCAUCGCGCUGGGCUGGUGGCACGUCAACGUGACCAGCACCCCCGCCAAGAUCCAGGACGCCAUGAUGGCCAGCCUCAACGUGCUGCGCAACAUCAAGCUGCAGCCCAUCACGCAGCGCGAGCUGCUGCGCGCCAAGCGCACGCUCAUCACGCGGCACGACAGCGACCUCAAGGACAACCUGUACUGGCUGGGCCUGCUGACGCACCUGCAGGCCGACUGCGUGCCGCUCAAGAGCCUGGACUGCCUGCGCGACCUGCGCAGCAUGUACGAGGCUGCCGGGGUGGAGGAUGUGUACGAUGCAUACAACCAGUUCAAGUUUGAUGAUGACAGCGUGUUCACUUGCAUCGGCACCAGCGGCAAGGAGCCUCUGGCCACCCCCUCCCCCAUCCUCGCGCGCCGCCAGCAGCAGCAGCCGCUGGCGGCGGCCGCCGCGGGCUGGGCCCCCAGCAACGGCGGCGCACGGCCGCCGACACCGACGCCGCCGACGCCGCCGACCAACGUUGACCCAGACCAGGCGGCGGAGACUUUCAUGGCGGCGUUUAAGACCAUGCUCAGCAACAUGGGCGGCCAGCAGCCGGGCGGGCGGCAUCAUCAUUUGGAAAGGCCAAGAAUAGAAAGCACUGAACAUUCAAGCCAUCAUUCACGAGAGCUGCAGCUAGAUAACUUUAGUUCCUGCCCAUUUGUCUGUGCAAUGAAGUCCCCGACAGUCGUCCUGUGCGGUGUUCUGCUGGGCACCCUGCUGGCGGUCCCUGCUGGGCGAGCCCAGAGCGAGGGCGGCUGCGUCGCGAUUGGUCAGCAGGUGCUGGGCGCAUGCGAGCAAGAGAGGAAUGUGAUCAAUCAGCAUGUGCCACUCUCAUCCACAGCCCCCACAGCCCAGCAGACGGCGGAUGCAAUGGCCGCCCUGGAAAGCGCCGAGCCGCCAACGGAAGGGUGCUGCACCGCUGUGGAGACAUUCUCUGCCUCGGACUGCCUGGUCGAUGAGACGCUGAUUGCCAUCCUACCCAGCGUUGGUAUCAGCCGCCCUGGCCUGAAUGUCACUCUAGCCAUCCUGGAGCAAGUCUGUUUCUGA
Chlorella variabilis is the source of this 2211-nucleotide messenger RNA. RefSeq lists its product as hypothetical. The transcript is spliced from 13 exons. The record is from RefSeq and is a predicted model, not a curated record. Bases 1 to 2211 code for a protein of 736 amino acids. Lineage: Eukaryota; Viridiplantae; Chlorophyta; Trebouxiophyceae; Chlorellales; Chlorellaceae. Gene Ontology annotation, molecular function: metal ion binding.